UCUCUCUCUGUCUGUUAUUUCUCAUUUCAAACCUCUCCUGCCAUCCCGUCCCGGCCCGAAUCGUAAUGAUCCUGCACUGCACUGCACAUCACCCACUCGCCAUAAACCCGUCCCACGUACCACACAACCGCUCUAGCUCCCCACCAUCCUAUCUCCUCCUGCCUCUCUUCAGCCCCCCCUCCCCCUCCUCUUCUAUCAUCCUGCACGUGCCCGCCUCACCGGUCCGCACCGCUGUCCCACACGCGCACCGUACACGCAACGCCCCGCGCAACGGCUCGAUCUGCCACGCGGCAGCCACUUGACACGUCACACAAAUGGCCCAAUAGGGAGCGUCUUCUCUACGGCCCGCCUCGUGUCGGCAAACGCCAGACCGUCACGGUUCCCGCGGAUGGCUGGAGGAGGUAGUGUGCUGGUGGGUGGCACAGCUUGGUGCUGGUAGGAAGGCCGAGACCGGAGGAGGGGGAGAC
Pseudovirgaria hyperparasitica is the source of this 467-nucleotide messenger RNA. RefSeq lists its product as uncharacterized. The record is from RefSeq and is a predicted model, not a curated record. The transcript has a single exon. NCBI's taxonomy places the organism in Eukaryota, Fungi, Ascomycota, Dothideomycetes, Acrospermales, Acrospermaceae. The coding region runs from base 66 to 302 and encodes 78 amino acids.